Microthlaspi erraticum is the source of this 735-nucleotide messenger RNA. The record is from the annotation of a GenBank genome assembly. NCBI's taxonomy places the organism in Eukaryota, Viridiplantae, Streptophyta, Magnoliopsida, Brassicales, Brassicaceae.
AUGCAUCUAAAAGGAAAUGGGCUUCUUGAUGCCAUUGACAAGUCGAAAGAGACAUCCGAUGAGAAAAAGGCGAAAGCCAUGAUCUUUCUACUUCAUCACAUCCACGAUGGUUUAAAAGAUGAAUACAUCACUAAAGAAGAUCCUGCGGAUCUUUGGCAAUCUUUGAAAGAAAGAUUUGACCAUCAAAAAUAUAUAGAUUUGCCCAAAGCCAAAUACCAGUGGCUAUAUCUCCGGUUUCAGGACUAUAAAAGUGUUGUUGAAUAUAAUUCUGCCUUGUUCAGAAUAAUUUCCAAGAUGGUGCUAUGUGGAGAAAAUGUGAGCGAUUAUGAUAUGAUUGAAAAAACGCUCUCCACAUUUCACCCUGGAAAUAUAGUCCUGCAACAACAAUAUCGGGCAAAUGGCUAUACUCGUUAUUCAAAAUUGAUGGAUGUUCUCCUUGUUGCAGAACAGAAUAACGAGCUUGUGAUGAUGAACCAUCAGACUCGUCCCACUGGAGCUGCUCCAUUCCCAGAAGCGAAUGUAGCAUCGUCCAGCCAAAAUAAUGGACGAGGACGUGGACGUGGAUAUGGUCGAAACCGAGGUCGUGGCCGUGGCCGUGGACGUGGUCGGGGACAAGGAAAAGAGUACCGUCCCGACGAGUCCAACAAUGAAAGGAAUAUAAAAGAUCUCGAGCAAAUGAUUACGGCCGAGAUUCUAAAAAGCAAAAAGAAAGUGUUUGCUACAGAUGCGGCAUGA